Messenger RNA from Jaculus jaculus (lesser Egyptian jerboa), 1082 nucleotides. RefSeq names its product paired related homeobox 2 (gene Prrx2). NCBI's taxonomy places the organism in Eukaryota, Metazoa, Chordata, Mammalia, Rodentia, Dipodidae. Gene Ontology annotation, molecular function: DNA-binding transcription factor activity, RNA polymerase II-specific; DNA binding. Gene Ontology annotation, biological process: regulation of DNA-templated transcription. The coding region runs from base 25 to 774 and encodes 249 amino acids. The transcript is spliced from 4 exons. The record is from RefSeq and is a predicted model, not a curated record.
AGGCGGCGGCGGGACGGCAGAGGCAUGGACAGCGCGGCCGCCGCCGCCGCCUUCGCGCUGGAGAAGCCGGCGCUGGGCCCGGGGCCGCCGCCGCCACCGCCGCCCGCGCCCGGCGACUGCGCCCAGGCGCGCAAGAACUUCUCGGUGAGCCACCUCCUGGACCUGGAGGAGGUGGCGGCGGCCGGGCGCAGGGCGGCGCGCCCCGCGGCCAAGGCCGAGGCUCGCGAGCCGUCCGGGGGCAGCAGCGGCAGCGAGGCGGCUCCGCAGGACGGUGAGUGCCCCAGCCCCGGCCGUGGCAGUGCCACCAAGCGGAAGAAGAAGCAACGGCGGAACCGCACCACGUUCAACAGCAGCCAGCUGCAGGCGCUGGAGCGCGUGUUCGAGCGCACGCACUACCCCGACGCCUUCGUGCGCGAGGAGCUGGCCCGGCGGGUCAACCUCAGCGAGGCGCGCGUCCAGGUCUGGUUCCAGAACCGACGGGCCAAGUUCCGCCGGAACGAGCGCGCCAUGCUGGCCAACCGCUCCGCCUCUCUGCUCAAGUCCUACAGCCAGGAGGCUGCCAUCGAGCAGCCUGUGGCUCCCAGGCCCACCGCCCUGACUUCAGAUUAUCUGUCCUGGCCAGCUUCACCCCCCUACAGCUCUGUGCCACCCUACAGCCCUGGAGGCUCGGGCCCUACGACCCCAGGUGUCAACAUGGCCAACAGCAUCGCCAGCCUGCGCCUCAAGGCUAAAGAGUUCAGCCUACACCACAGCCAGGUGCCCACAGUGAACUGACGGUCCUCAUACCCAAUCCUGGCUGCCUCCCAGGUCUGAUGACAGCAGCAGAUGCAAGUGGCCUUCUCCCGUCCCUGUCUUCAGGACAGCCUGGGUGAGCUCUCUUGGGUCCUCUCUCCACCCCUGGGCUCCAGAGGCCGGUUGGGCCCCGGCAGCCCAACACCUCUCGCGGCGUUGGAGGCUGCGGCCCGAAGCCCCUGGAGCAGCCGGACUGGAAGGCGGAGCAGGAGACCGCUAAGGACUUCACUUACUAGUGUAUUAAAACCAAAAAGCUUUUGUCUUUAAAGAAUAAAACCAUUUUUUCUUAA